AACUCAUCAAGAUGGAGUACUUGACAACUAGAAAGUUUUCAAGUUCUCUCUUGAUCUUUGUUGCCUUACUAUUGCUCUUUUCCCAUCUUUCUUUAGCUACCUCUCGUGAUCAUCAUGAUCUUGGUAGAAGAGGAAUUUUGAGGAGAAGUACGAAAUGGAGAUCGAAGCAGGAGAUUAAGAGGUGUAAUAUGUACAACGGAAGUUGGGUUUUUGAUGAUUCAUAUCCUCUUUACGAAUCUUUGGAUUGUCCUUUCAUUCGCAAGGAGUUUAAUUGCAUAAAAUAUGGUCGUCCUGAUCGUUUAUAUCUCAAGUACAGAUGGCAACCCAAUGAUUGUGACUUGCCAAGGUUUGAUGGUAUAGAUUUCUUGAAGAGAUUAGAGGGGAAGAAGAUCAUGUUCGUAGGGGAUUCUGUUAGUCUCAACCAAUGGCAAUCGCUUCUGUGCUUGCUUCAUGCUUCUGUGCCUCAUUCCAAUAUCACACAACAGAAUGAUGGCUCAGUUUCUUCCGCGAUAUUCCAGGAUUAUGAAGUUUAUGUUUCGCUAUUCAAUUCUCACUAUUUGAUUGACAUCGAAGAGGAAGAUAUUGGCCGCGUUUUGAAACUUGAUUCGUUGAAAAACGGCGAUUUGUGGAAGGAAAUGGACGUUCUGAUCUUCAACACUUGGCUUUGGUGGUAUAGAAGCGGACCUAAGCAACCAUGGGAUUAUGUUCAAGAUGGUGACAGCAUACUCAAAGACAUGGACCGAAUGGAGGCUUUUCGAAAGGGUUUAACGACAUGGGCAAAUUGGGUUAACUCAACUGUGGAUUCAAGAAAGACUAGAGUCAUUUUCCAAGGAAUUUCUCCCUCUCAUUACAAUGGCACGGAGUGGAACGAACCAAAUGUGACAAACUGUGGAAACGAGACGCAGCCCAUUAGUGGUUCAAGCUACCUCGGCGGCUUACCACGGGCGACGUACGUGGUGAAAGAUGUCUUGAACCAGAUAGCGAAACCAGUUCAUCUGCUGGACAUAACCACUUUGUCGCAGCUAAGAAAAGACGGGCAUCCCAGCAGUUAUAAUGCCUUCAGGGGCAUGGACUGCACACAUUGGUGUAUUGCUGGUGUCCAAGACACUUGGAAUGAGCUUCUGUAUGCAGCUCUCUUUUACUUGAUACAGGAAAGAAAUUAG
Morus notabilis is the source of this 1163-nucleotide messenger RNA. Its product is annotated as protein trichome birefringence-like 41. Bases 12 to 1163 code for a protein of 383 amino acids. NCBI's taxonomy places the organism in Eukaryota, Viridiplantae, Streptophyta, Magnoliopsida, Rosales, Moraceae. The record is from RefSeq and is a predicted model, not a curated record. Gene Ontology annotation, molecular function: O-acetyltransferase activity. The transcript has 5 exons. Gene Ontology annotation, cellular component: Golgi apparatus.